CGGUCGUAUCGUCUGCUGCAUGAAAAUACGUUAACACUAACAAUAAACGCACAGAACUUUGUAAUUGUUACACUGACAUGUCGCCGAACUAAGGCUCGCACACGAAAUUAUUGCGCAUAUUGUCCCAAGAAAUAGUAGGCAGUUAUUUACCGUGCAAGUCGCUAUCUUGUUAAGAAGUAGAAGCAUUGGAUAAGGUAUUCUGCGCUCUAAUUUCGCUAGUUUUCUGCUUACGCUACUGCACUAGCAUAGAAUACGCCAGUAUCGAUCGUCGCCACCAGAAUAAUGUCUUUAAUCUUAUAAACUGAUUGUGUAAAGAAAUAAUAUUUUUAUAAUAAAGCAAUAGUGUGAAGUGACAGAGGAUACUUCGUAGUUGAAAAUAAGUGGUAACUGGUAAAGUCCGUUACCAACUACUAAGCACUUUUGAGAAUGCAAAUAGAUGAUGUUGUGAUCGCGUUAAGUUGAGAUGUUGGAGAAACGUGUGCCGUUUCCCAAAUUGAAAUCCUGCGAGGAGAUUUACAUCGUGUCGCACCUGGACACUAAGAUUUAUGCCCAGUUAUGCAUUUUCCCGGAGCAAAUACUCACAGAUAUUAGUGAUGAAAUUUCAAAAUUCGCGCCGGCUGGUGCAAAAUUUCCUAACGAUGAACCCUCAGUAGGUGACUUGGCGGUCUUUGUCUCUCAAGGCAUAUCAAUGCGUGUCGUCGUUGUGGAUGUAUAUAGCACCAAUGUUUGUAUGGUCGAACUGCUCGACCAUGGCGGGCUCCAAACAGUUGAAAAAAGUUCACUCGAACCACUGCACGAGGAGUUAAUUGAAAAGUGGCCACGGGUGGCCGUCCAGAUUAUGCUUAAGGAAAGCUGUCACGUUGUUGAUGACGAUAUAAGGACUCUUGAGGAUAUUGAAGUGAUUACUAUACAGGGAGAAUAUUGUCUCCAUGCUCGCCUUAUACCGAAAGAGCUUCAAGACCAUGCCAAGCUUGUUAAAGCAUUCUUUCCCGAAGAAGAGUGCGUUCUGGUUCCUUCCCCUAAACUCGAAGAAACAGAGCGCGUGAUCCUCGUUGAAAUCAAUGAGGCGAAGGGGGUCGUUGGAGUUCAGCUGAUUCGUUCUGACUUGUCUGACAAAUUUAAUGAAUUUGAAACCGAGGUGCAAGAGAAAGCUGAAAGGGCGAAAUCUAUGAAAAGACGACCCAAGCGAGGCGAAUACGUCCUGGCGUUCUCGGCUAUCGAGCCCUCCUGGUGUCGGGGGCUAGUCACGACCGACACUAACGAGGACAGAGAAAAAAACGAUGAAGGUCGAAUAGAGGUCGAGUUUGUCGACUAUGGCUCCUUCGAACAUGUGCCUGUUAGCAAUAUCAAGGCACUCAGUGCCGAUUUAGCCAAAGUCGAGGCCUUUGCUGUUUUACUCAAGUUACCUGAUCUAAAAAAUGUAGAAGUUGACGCGGAACUUGAUGUCAGAAUUGACCGUGUCGAUUCGACUGAUUCACUAUCAAGAACUUGGGUAGCCACUCUAAUCGAUACGUCAGGGACGACUGAAAGUAGUCCUGCGCCCGCUCACAUCCCGACGACGACGACAACAACAGCAGUCUCAACCGUCUGUGGAACAACAUCAGGAAACUCAGACGGAGUGCAUACAACAAUACCGGCACAAUCUCCAAAGGCGUCGACAGGAAGCAUGAGUUCAAUGAAUGGAGCGAUAACACUGACAGAGGAUAUUCGUGACACAGAAGACGUAUUUGUGUAUUUCAUCGGUGUUGAUUCGACUUACGGCGUCCAGCUUAAGCGUGGUAAUGUUGAAGCAAUGGAGGAACUAUUACACGAAUUGAACAGUUCUUCCCGAGCACCGUUUAAGUCAAUAAAGAAAGGAGAUUUCGUAGUUGUGGAGAUCGACGGAACAUUUUGUCGGGCCCUGGUUCUAGAUAUUAACGACGGUAUCGCCACUGUCCGUUGUGUUGACUACGGCUCGAUUGAUGAUAUACCCGUUGAAAAGAUAUGGCCACUGGAUCCAGGCUAUGCAAGCGACACGCCGUGUAUGGCGUUUCAUUGUGUGCUGGAAAACGCAUCACCAAAGUUAGAGUUGAAUAAGGAAUACUCCCUAAAAAUUCUUUCCCGGUCAGUUCCGAAAGGAUGCGGCAUGUCACUAUAUUCCGUGGCCCGUAUUGAUGGUAAACAGGAUGAUAGUAAAACUCUUGACGGUAGCACUAUCGAGUUGCCUCCCCGAUCCUAUCCGCCUUUGGAGUUGGGCGCUGAAGAAGAACUCUGGGUUAACGAGAUCGAUCAGGAUAAUCCGACAGUCAUUCCUGUUCAGCUGGGAAAGUAUAACAUCAAUGAACUUUGCGACCUCAGCCUUAACCUCACAAUUAAGAUGCAAAACGGCAGAAUACCUGUACCAAUCAACGAAAUCUCAAAGGGAACCUUGGUAGCAGUUCGAAUAGAAGACGAAAAUUCCUGCGGGUUUUACCGUGGUAUUGUCUGCGACCUAACGAGUAGUGAUGCUCUCGUGAUGCAGGUCGAUUAUGGUGUACUGUCAAAAGUGCCGAUUUCUGAUCUCGCACUAUUGCCUGAUGAAUUUGUGGGGUAUCCUCAAUACGGUUUAAGGUGCAGUCUUAAGCCGGAUCAGUUAUAUCUUGCAAAGGAAACGUCUUUUAUCGCUACGAAGCUAGAAAAAUGUCAAAAGGACGGUAUUGCUGAAUACUCUUUCGAGUUGAAGUCUGACCAAAAACCAAAAAAGGAAAUUCAGAAAUCGGACGAACCUUUAGACACACAGACACAAAUGGAAGAUGUAUCGAGUAUCGAAGGCAAAUCUGAUGCCGCCAUAAGAUUGGAGGAAAGCUCUGAGCAUCAUAAUGAAUUAGUGAAAGGAUCCACUGGGAGCAUAGCUAAUCAUGGCAGCCGUGUGUCUGUAAACGACAAUGUAGUCACCGGAAAAUGUUCUCUGGAUACCACUAAUCAUGAUAAUGAUGAUGAGCUUGCAACAAAUGUUAAAUAUCCUGUAAUCCUUGAUCAUGCCGAAAGAAUGUACAUAACUGUAGAUGACGGCGCGCAUAUUGGACUACAGUUCUGUCGAGUGGACGAACUUGAAUUGGAGAAUCUAAAUCAUGCCAUGACGAAUUAUUAUAAGGCGCGUUCAACCAAAUCAGAAGACAAAAAUGUUCAAGUUGGUGACCUGGUCGCUUUCUGUGACGAGGGCUCGUUCUACCGCGGAGAAGUAACUAAAAUUCAUGAUAGUGAGUACACCAUUCUUUCUUUGGAUUAUGGGUCGAUGCACGUUGUCCCCUGUUGCCCACCGCGAUUAAUCAAACGAUUCGCAAACCUCGACCGGCUCGGCAUUCGUGUUCCACGGACGCGCUUCACUGAAACGGUUGACGAAUACGUUGACGUGAUUCUAAAGGAGAAAAAUUGCACUAUCGCUGCAUACCAUCCGGCAGCGUUAGAAGAAGACGUUGCCGCAGAAGAUCCGAGCUCUGAACAAGUACCUUUGACCAACGGAGAUGAAGCUAAGGCCGUUGUUGCUUGCUCGAAAUCGCAAGAAACAUUGGAAAAUGAGGCAUCUAACAAGAAAGUCCUUAACCCAGAAAAGGAUGAUACAGAAAGCACUAUUGAAAAUCGCAAUGAUGUUAAAGAUCGCGAAGAGAUAAAAGAUGCGUGUUUGGUAAAGCCAGACAGCCCCGUAGAGCAGGCGCAGCCUAUUGAAGUGGGCCAGCUUUCCGCGAAAAGUAGAGAUCAUGUGAAUGGCAUCGACCAGGUUACUCUAGCCCAUGUUGAAGAUGACUACUUCAGUGCGUCUGCGACAUCCUUGGUUGCCACGGAAACGAGCUUUGAUGUAUUUGUUACAUGGCUCUACAGCCCUACUAAGGUUUGUGUCGUAAAGCAGUCGAUGGCUGAAGUCUCGCAGAUACUCUCUGAUCGAAUGGCGGUACUCCAAAACGCAACCGACCUUCGGGUUAUUCAACCUACCGUAUCGCAACAACUACCUGUGCCGAUUGCCGUGGCCCGUAUUGAUCACCCACGUACGGUGUUUCAUAGGGUCAGACUGCUUUCGUUCGACGAAUCAACAAAUCUAUAUUCUGUUUUCUUAGUUGAUACUGGCGAAGUUACUCAGGUGCCCGGUAAAUCUCUGUUCGAGCUGCCAUCGACAGUUUCGUUAGAUCAGAUCCCUGCUCUAGCGAUCAUUUUGAACCUUCGAGCAAACGAUCAUAGAGUUCGAGUUGUACAUACGCAGAAGCAACCUCGAGAAAUUCUACCGAUAUUCGAUGGGAUUCUUCGCUGCCAUUUGUUAAUGUCUGGUGCUGACGAGGACGUCCCAGGCGAGAUUUGUCAUCUAUCAGUGCUGUGCAAUGAACGCGGUGAUAUCGUUCCACAGUUAUUUGAAGAGGGUAUGGCGACAUUUUGGAGUCCGCGGUUCGUGAAAAACACAUUGUUGCUGCCACGAAACGGCAAUGAGGUAGAGUUCGUCGAUGCGCGGCUUCUUAAAGUUUCCCGCAAAUAUCUAAGGUUACAAAAAAGUCAAGACUCGAGAGACACCGUUGACGAUGGAGACAGUAGCAAAAAGGGCGGACAAUUGCGGGCUACUCUCCAACUGUAUGCCGAGCGACAGCGUAUUGAUGAGAUUUUAGAGAAUAUUAACAAAACUGCUUUGACUCCCCUAUUCACACAUCAUGUUGGCACUCCAGCCAUUAUUGAAGUUCCUGUGUCCAUACUACAGUCUAAAAGUGAAGCCGAAAAACCCAGUCGAAGCGACCGGAAGUGGGUUCGCGGUAAGGUCGUGGCUCGGCAUACGCCUGUGCAUUACACUAUCAGGCUUAUAGACUACGGCAUUGAUGUAUCUUCCCUGGUAAAACAAACUUUUCGGUGUCCAGCUAUUGCAUUGCAUGUGCCUGAAGCGAUAGCGGAAGUGACUGUAAAAACUUCCAUUACGUCGCCCGUUGCGGUGUCUUCGUUUAAUUCGGAAGCCGCUUGUAGCCCGACCAACCUGCAAGACACGAUCAACCCGGCGUCAGAUCAGGUUUUAGAUCGGUUGGAGAGACAGCUACAGAAUUAUUGUGGGAAAGAGGUCAUCGUUCGUUGUAGCCUUCAGAGAAUCAUCUCCGUUUGUGUCGAGCUCUUCGACAGCGACGGCAACAGCAUCUUCAUGUAAAGGAAAGUGAAGUACCCUGCUCAUGCUGCACUAGUCGCACUUCGAUAUUAUAAAUUGUCUGAAGACCUGCCAAAUCACAAAAACUGCCUGUACAAAGAUAUACGCUUGAGAUAAACUUCAUUUCGAAACAUGAUUUGUCGACUGAGGAUUCUAGAGAAUGCUACUUCACAGAAUACAGCAGAAGAGAUAUUUUUGGGUUAUUGAUUUAAGUCAAACCAGAAUAGACUUUGUAAUUGGAGAUAGCGUUUUAUUCGUGUACGUAUGCGUUUAGGCAAGUAUAUAUCGAAGAGGAUGCUGCGCGCAAUUUGUAUGUAGUAUAAGCUUGCAUGAAAAUUCCUUUUUUGCAUACGUCUUGUACAUCUCUUUUGCCGAGUGAUUUUUUACAUUGUGUAAGAUACCAAGUAAUCUUGAAAUGGUACGGUUCUACAGACAUUCUUACUAGUUAUCAUUGUUUAACUAAAAGGAGUUUGAGUGCUGACUAAGUUCAUGCCAUUACCGUCUAUAGUUACACUAUUUGCAAUCAUCUUCCAGUUACAAGAAUUAUGUUAAUUUAUAUUUCUCAGCAACAACUUUUUGAAGAUCCAAGUUUACGACCAAUAAAUUCAAAAACUGGAACGACGUAGUUUCCUUGACUAGUUAGCUCAGGUGUUUAGCACGCAAUAAAUGUAUUGAGUAAUUAGUUGUAAUACGAGUGACUGGCAAGAAAAAGAAAUUGUAAAUUCGAAAACGUUUACCCAGGAACGUGCAAUUAAUGUAUUAAUGUUUCCACCGAAAAUCUUAUAUGCGAAGAUGUAUAAAAGGUAUAAAAUGAUCAUCGCUGUAAUCGGGCUACAUUAGCUACAUUUACUUAAUUUGAGUAUCAGUCUAGCUAAUUCAUGUAUAAAUUCAACAAGCAUGUCGUAUAACAGAACCAUCAUUAUUUUAGCCUUAAGAAAAACGCUUUCCAAUUAA
Molecule: messenger RNA, 6079 nt
Organism: Varroa destructor (honeybee mite)
Lineage: Eukaryota; Metazoa; Arthropoda; Arachnida; Mesostigmata; Varroidae
Source: RefSeq, a predicted model, not a curated record